AGAUUCGUCAGUCAGGAGCCGGACGGCGGCGAAGAAGGACGGCGCCGGUCUCAGGCACGAGGCUGAAGGAGAAAGACAACAACAGAGGCCUGAGGAGAGGCUGGAUGUAGAUUUAUCGAUAUAUAACAGCCUUCCUUUGACGCUCAUCGCUUGGAAAUAUCUCCACUCAGCUCCAGACAACUGGAAGAGCUUAGAUUUGGCUCCUUUUCCCACCAAAUCCGUAUUAUUUUUGCGUGGCUGCUUCGUUUUUGAAGGGGUCAGGAUGUGAGAAGCUCAUGAGGGGGAGGAUCUCUUCCCUAACCUUCCCUUCCUCCUUCCAGCUUUAUAGGCCUUCCUAUUGAGAUUCCUAUUGAGUUUCAUCGGCCUCUUUUUGGCUUUGGAAAGGACUUUUAAUCCCAUCUCAUUUGAUUCCUCUCUUCAGUAUUAUUUCACCUCAGUUUCUCGCCUUGGUUUUUGCCACUAUUGGGUGUGUUUCUGGUCCCUUUUCAUCCACAUUUUUUAAAAUUAUAACCACUGUCUUGCAGGCCCUGUCAGCACAUCUUUUGGCCGUGUUUUUGCUCCCUUUUCAUCCACUUUUAUUAUUAUCCCACUGUUUUGCGCUCCUCUUUGUUGUCUUUUUUUCUUUGGAGGGAAAUUGUGAUAUUUUUCCCCCUCAGAAAUCCCUAUUUGGGGACAUUGCUCCUUCCUGUAAGUCUCAAUAUCUUGCUUCCUUCGCUGGACAUCAUAGGCUUUUAAUCUCCCAAAAAGGAUCUUAUUUUCUGUUUUCCUCCAGAAAAUAUUUGUGGACAUUGCUCACCUAUUUGGAGACAUUGCUCUUUCUUUUAAGACUCGAUAUUGUUUUUCCUUCCCUGGACGUUGUGGGUUUUUAAUCUACUCCCAAAAAGGAUCAUAUUUUCUGGUUCUGUUUUCCUCCAUAAAUUCCCCAAUUUGGGGACACUGCUCGAUAUCUUCCUUCCUUCCUUGGACAUCAUGGGGUUUUAAUCUACCCCGCAAAAAAGGAUUAUAUUUUCUGGUUCUAUUUUUCUCCAGAAAUCUUCCUAUUUAAGGACAUUGCUCGAUUUCUGAUUCCCUUCCCUGGACAUUAUGGGGUUUUAAUCUACCCUAAAAAAAGGAUCCUAUUUUCUGGCUGUUUUUGACGCCAACUCGAGCCCCUCAAGGUGCUAUAAAAGCCUUAAAACCUUUCAAUAUUCUAUAUAUAAUUCAUGAAGUGCCCCAAAAGACGCUUAAUGCACCCUGAAGCCUGUGCCUUUGGCCUCCUCUUUGCAGUCCUUUCUUCUUUCUAAGCUGUUUUCCCAAUGGAGGGGUUAGCCUAGACUUCCUCCAUCCUUUCUAACCUGUCAAGACUUCUGGUUUCCCCCUGUUUUUGGAAACCCCAUGCCCCCCAAAUCUCCCUGCAUUGGGGUCAUCCAAAUAGCCAGCCUGGGGCCUCCGACUCUGAUUGUUUGGGGGCCGAAACAAGCGCCAUGCAGGCCUUUUUUGCGGGGCUUUUUGAGCAGGCCCAAGCCGCUGCCCCCCCUUUUCCCUGGCACCUCUUUCCCACAUUGAUGUGAAGCUCCGGCCCCCUUCCCUGCCUCUCCUUUCCCCCAUCUCUUCCCUAUUGUUUCUUCCCCUUCCUUUAAAGAUAAUAAUAACAACAACAGCAGCCUCAAACCUUCCCCCCCAAUAAAUAAUCCUGCUUGGCUUCAUGCCCAUCCGAAAACCAUGGAGGCAGUGGGCGACUUUGAAUACAGCAAGAAGGACCUCAUCGGACAUGGCGCCUUCGCAGUGGUCUUCAAAGGGCGCCAUCGCAAGAAAACUGACUGGGAGGUUGCCAUUAAAAGCAUCAACAAAAAGAACCUAUCGAAGUCUCAGCUGCUGCUCGGGAAGGAGAUAAAAAUCUUAAAGGAGCUUCAGCAUGAGAACAUCGUCGCCCUCUAUGAUGUCCAGGAACUGCCCAAUUCUGUCUUCCUGGUCAUGGAGUAUUGCAAUGGUGGAGACCUGGCUGAUUACUUACAAGCCAAAGGCACUUUGAGCGAAGACACCAUCCGCGUCUUCCUGCAGCAGAUCGCGGCUGCUAUGCGCAUCCUCCACGGGAAAGGAAUCAUCCACAGGGAUCUGAAGCCACAAAACAUCCUCCUCUCCUAUGCCAAUCGCAGGAAGUCCAGUCUCAGUGGCAUCCGCAUCAAGAUAGCUGACUUUGGCUUUGCCCGCUAUCUCCAGAGCAACAUGAUGGCAGCCACCCUCUGCGGUUCCCCUAUGUAUAUGGCUCCCGAAGUCAUCAUGUCACAGCACUAUGAUGCAAAAGCUGACCUUUGGAGCAUUGGGACAGUGAUCUACCAGUGUCUGGUUGGAAAGCCCCCAUUUCAGGCCAAUAGUCCACAAGAUUUAAGGAUGUUUUACGAAAAGAACAGAAAUCUGAUCCCCAGCGUCCCCAGGGAAACCUCUCCGUACCUGGCCGACUUGCUGCUGGCUUUGCUCCAGAGAAACCAGAAGGACAGAAUGGACUUCGAAGCCUUCUUCAACCACCCAUUCCUGGAUCAGGUUUCGACGGUCAAAAAGUCAUGCCCCGUUCCUGUGCCAGCAUACACGGGUUCGGUGUCUGGCAGCUCUUGCGGGAGCUCUCCUUCCUGCCGCUUUGCUUCUCCCCCAUCGCUUCCCGACAUGCAGCACAUCCAGGAGGAUGCCCUCUCCUCCCCUCCGCUGGGGCCGCCAAAUUUCCUCCAGGUCUCCAAAGAGUCCGCCAGCACCAGUAGCAAGAACUCCUCCUGCGACACUGACGACUUUGUCCUGGUUCCGCACAACAUCUCUUCCGACCAAUCAUAUGAUAUGCCUCUGGCGGCCACUGGACGGAGGGCAUCGAGUGAGUUCCUGAUGUGCGGAGGAGGGCCCUGCCAGCCCCCCGCUGUCUCCCCCCGCAGUGAGACAGCACCCAUCCCGGUACCCACCCAGCUGCGCAACUACCAGCGCAUCGAGCAGAACCUGACCUCCGCUGCUGCCGCCAGCCCCAGCUCCAACCCCCAUGGCUCCCCCAGGUCCGGCGUGGUGCGGCGCUCAAACACCAGCCCCAUGGGCUUCCUGAAGACGGGCUCCUGCUCUCCGGUGCCAGCCGACGGGCGCAGGCUCUCCACAGGCUCCUCUUCCCGGCCGUAUUCCCCCUCGCCCCUUGUUGGCACCAUACCUGAGCAACUAGGCCACUGCUGUUGUGGGCAGAUUCAAGGGCAUGAAUCCAGAAGCCGGAACUCCUCAGGCUCCCCGGCACCUGCCUCCCAUUCCCCGCAGUCCCUGGUGAUGGCUGGCGCCCGCCUCCAAAACACCCCAACCCUGACAGACAUCUACCAGAACAAGCAGAAGCUCCGGAAGCAGCAUUCGGACCCAGUCUGCCCAUCGUACGCCGCCCACGGCCACCCCCCACCACAGCCAACACAGCCUCCCCGCCCUGUCAGCCUGGGCACCUCACCCACCAAGCACCCGGGCUCCUCUCCCCGCGGCUCUGACUGGCUCUUCAAGACCCCGCUUCCCACCAUCAUCGGCUCCCCCACCAAGGCCACGGCACCAUUCAAGAUCCCCAAGACGCAAGCCUCUUCCAACCUGGUGGGCCUGCUUGCCCGCCCGGGGUCUGCCGAAGCCCAGCUCCCACCAGCCAAAGAGGCGGGCGAAAUGGCGCGGGAGUUCCCCCACUUCCAUUCGGCGCAGGGAGCCGAGCGCCAAGCCCAGCAGCAGCAGCAUCACGGGAAAGCCCUCUUCGGCAGGUCCGUCAGUACUGGGAAGCUAUCAGAUCAGCAGGCCAAGGCCGCUCUGGGUGGUCAGCUGUACCAGGGCAGUACGGAUAGCCUUAACACCGAGCGACCCAUGGAUACAGCUCCCCCGGCGGCCUGCGUGCUGGCGGCCCCCCCACCUUGCCUGGGCACCGGAGCCGGUUCGAGGGCCGUGAUGUUCACUGUGGGAUCCCCGCCUAACAGCGCCACCCCUCCCACCUGCGCCCACAUGCUGCUCCGGGCACGCACCACCUCCGUCGGCUCCAACAGUUCCGGAGGCUCCCUCUGCUCCACCAGCGGCCGCGUCCUCGUGGGCUCCCCGCCGGGGAUUUACUCGGGGUCUUCUCCUCCUGGGGCAGAAGCAGCCCCCUGCUUGAAGUAUAUGUCUUACGGCACGUCUCCGCCCAGCUUGGAAGGUUUCAUCACCUUCGAAGCCCCCGAAUUGCCUGAGGAGACGCUGAUGGAGAGGGAGCACACGGACACGCUGCGCCACCUGAACCUGAUGCUGGCCUUCACGGAGAGCGUGCUGGAGCUGACGGCCAUCCGGAGCGGCAACCCGGAACUGUGCGCCUCGGCCGUCUCUCUCUACCAGAUCCAGGAGAGCGUGGUGGUGGACCAGAUCAGCCAGCUCAGCAAGGACUGGGGGCAAGUGGAGCAGCUGGUCUUGUACAUGAAGGCGGCCCAGUUGCUGGCCUCCUCUUUGCACUUGGCCAAAGCGCAGAUCAAGUCGGCCAAGCUCAACCUCUCCACGGCCGUCAAGCAAGUGGUCAAGAACCUGAACGAGCGGUACAAGUUCUGCAUCUGCAUGUGCAAGAGGCUGACGGAGAAGCUGAACCGGUUCUUCUCGGACAAGCAGCGCUUUGUGGACGAGGUGAACAGCGUGACGGCAGAGAAACUCAUCUACAGCUGCGCGGUGGAAAUGGUCCAGUCGGCCGCUCUGGAUGAGAUGUUCCAGCAGACGGAGGACAUUGCGUACCGAUACCACAAGGCGGCCCUGUUGCUGGAAGGCCUGGCCAAGAUCUUGCAAGACCCAGCCGACAUAGAAAACAUUAACAAAUAUAAAGCCAGCAUCGAGCGGAGGCUCUCGGCCCUUUGCUACGGCGCCGUGGCCGUUUACGAAGCAUAGCGGGAUCUGCCACCUCCGCGGCCGCCCUACCAAAGAGAAAAACCAAAACGGGCGGCCGGUUGAGUUCCUUUGAGAAAGUUAACAAACUCCCGAACCCUUCAACUGCGGAGGCUUGCUCGCCUUACAUCUCGUCCUUCGCAGAAGCCGCUGGGUUUCGGAAGAAGCAAUGGAUCGACUUCGUUGUCGUACAAACAAAACACUUGCGGAAGAUGAUUCCAUAUCCCCCUCUUCCCAUUUUUUGCGGAACGAAUCCCGAACUUUGGUUUUGUUUGGAGCAUCUCUGCAGGAAUCUUUGUAAAUAACCGCUGACGAAACAGAGGGAGGAAAACCUGCACCUUUGGGGAAAAAAAAGAAGAGUAAUAAUUAUACGGAAAAAAAAGACAGAACAAUGGGAGUUUUUUAUUUGACCUCAAUUCGGACAAUAUUUUAGCCUAACCCGGAUAUUGUUUUUCCCCACUGCUCCGAACCACUUUUAUAUUGCACUAAUAUGUACUAAAGGAACUACGUGUUUGUUUUUUGGGGAGAGGGAUAUCGAUUUACACACAAAAAGGCACAACGGAAGAGGAAGCGCUACACUUCGGCGUAUAGGAAGGGAUAAGAACGACAAAAUCUCGGCGUAAACUACUCCAUCCUGUCCCGGGACUUUCCCCAAUUUUAUAACUCCGUCGGAUCGUCUUUCACUUUCCGGAUGCCCAAAUCAACCUCUUCCUCUGCAAUUUUGAACGGACUUCCUGCGGCCGCAUGUGACUAAUUGUACAGUGUUGCCCUGUAUUACCUGGUUUUUUAAAAAUUGUUAUUAUUAUUAUUUAAUGUUUGGUUCCGUUUCGGAUAAAGACUCUACGGUUUCGAUCUACAGGCUCGGAUGUACUCGAAAAACCAUCAUUGUUUUUCUCAGAAAUUUCGACUUGAGAAAAACACCCGAUAUAUAAUUUUUAUUUUCUCAAAUAUCUUCAAGCACCAACCAUUUUCAGCCCAAUAUAACUAUAUAUAUAUACAUAUACAUACACAUUGUGUGUGUGUGAGAGAGAGAGUGUGUGUUUGGUGUCUCUUUUCUUUCCCACCUUCUUUUUGUCCUUUUUUUUCACCUUAUUUAUCUGUCCAAGGAAUUCCAAGCCCAUUUGGUUAUUGUUUCCAUUUCCCUGUUUUUAAUUUAUACGGCGUUUGUAUUUCCUAAGGUCUCUUUUAAUACAGUGUUUCUACUACCUCUCCUUUGUAACUUUGCAUGCAACCCUUAGUUAGAAUAACGGAAACAAACCAACAAAAAGAACCCCGUUGCAUAAUUUUUAUGAUGGCUUGUAUAAAUGUAUAUUAAGGUGAAAACAAAACAAAAAAAAAUAAACAGAAGCAAAACAACAA
This is a messenger RNA of Anolis carolinensis (green anole), 6216 nucleotides long. RefSeq names its product unc-51 like autophagy activating kinase 2 (gene ulk2). Gene Ontology annotation, cellular component: phagophore assembly site membrane; cytoplasm; phagophore assembly site. The record is from RefSeq and is a predicted model, not a curated record. The coding region runs from base 1702 to 4860 and encodes 1052 amino acids. NCBI's taxonomy places the organism in Eukaryota, Metazoa, Chordata, Lepidosauria, Squamata, Anolidae. Gene Ontology annotation, molecular function: ATP binding; protein serine/threonine kinase activity. The transcript has 27 exons. Gene Ontology annotation, biological process: axon extension; autophagosome assembly; response to starvation.